AGGUUCCGUCCCGCCACAGUCCCGCCGUCCCGGUCGGCCUAAUCGGCCUGCUCUUGUGGUUUCGUGUCUAUUAUCACCUCAGCAGUGGAGUUCCGAUCUGCCUGCGCGUCGACAUUGUGGGGAUAGGCCAGAGCCAGAGAAAAUCUAACUCAAUUUAAAUCGAAAAAAAAAUAAAACAUACCGAGUCGCUAAAUAUACUCGACGCAAUAGACACGCGGCUGUUUUUUUGUGCAUCGGUUUGUUAGUGCGCCGUACGUGUUUGGCUCAAUGAGCGACCGUAGUAAUAUGUGAAUACAAGUGAGCCAUGAGUUUUCGGAAUCGGCUGUCCCGCGUCGCCAAAAACAACAACGAAACACCGCCGAGGAACAAAAACACCACCGCCAGGCACGACUGUUGCAGUGCCACUAAGUUGCGAGCAAGCAGCGUCGAGCACGAUCGUAUUAAUGGCAAUCACGAAGCUCACAGAAAUGCCACUUCUGUAGAUAGAGUGUUGAGCGUUAACAGAAUUCCUAGAUUAAACCAAUUGACAGGCGAAUCGAGUUGUGCAGCCAGCUGUAGAACUCCAAACAGAACUAUUACAAAAACCCCAAUAAAUCGUACCAGUCUGAGUUCCCCAAGUACUCCACAAAGAAAGGUGUCAGCGAGAGGCAGAGGAGCUGCUACACCAUCUCCUCGUUUCAGACGUGAAACAACUGUUCAAAAGAAAACUGUGGAUAACAAACCUGAUAAGGAAUGCCAAUCAUCAUCUGCAGAUAUGCCGUCCAAACAAUCAUAUCUAUUCACCCAGAAUUAUUAUGACACAGGUUCUUGUUCUGUAGAGAUAAUCGAAGAGACAUGUUCCCCUCAAAUUACAUUACCGAUACCAACGGAAAUAUUGAAUACAAAAUCAGCUAUACUCAAUCGUUCAGAUGACGACGAAGAAAAAGCUACCGGGAUUUCUCCAGAUGGGAGGUUUCUCAAGUUUGAUGAAGAGCUUGGACAUGGUUCUUUCAAAACAGUCUUCCGAGGUUUAGAUACUCAAACUGGUGUUGCAGUGGCUUGGUGUGAGCUCCAGGAAAAUAAAUUAACGAAGACUGAACGCGCUCGGUUUCGUGAAGAAGCUGAAAUGCUAAAAGGCUUGCAGCAUCCUAAUAUAGUUCGGUUUUAUGACUAUUGGGAAGUUUCUUUAACAAAACGAAAAUAUAUUGUACUUGUUACUGAACUAAUGACAUCAGGAACAUUAAAAACAUAUUUACGUCGUUUCAAAAAGAUUAAUCCUAAAGUACUAAAGUCUUGGUGUCGACAAAUUGUAAAAGGAUUAAGUUUCUUGCAUUCUCGAACACCUCCAAUUAUACACAGAGAUCUAAAAUGUGAUAAUAUUUUUAUUACCGGUACAACUGGAUGCGUAAAAAUUGGUGAUUUAGGACUAGCCACUCUAAAAAAUCGAUCAUUUGCUAAAUCUGUUAUUGGUACUCCUGAAUUUAUGGCUCCAGAAAUGUAUGAAGAACAUUAUGAUGAGAGUGUUGAUGUAUACGCCUUUGGAAUGUGUAUGCUGGAAAUGGCUACUUCUGAGUAUCCUUAUACUGAAUGCACAGGACCUGCUCAAAUUUAUAAAAAAGUGAUAAGUGGUGUUAAACCUUUAAGUUUUGAUAAGAUUGAAAAUCCAGAAAUCAAAGAUAUAAUAGAGUCAUGUAUUAAAUUGAAAAAAGAUGAAAGACCAUCAAUCAAAGAAUUAUUGGCUCAUGAUUUUUUCACGGAAGAUCCAGGAAUUAAAUUAGAAAUGGUUAGCAGAACAGACAGUCGAAUUGAAUUUCGUUUACGUAUUCUUGAUCCAAAAAAGCGUUGUAGCAAUAAACACAGAGAAAAUGAAGCAAUUCAAUUUGAUUUUGAUAUCAAUAAUGACAAUGCAGAUGAUGUAGCAUCUGAAAUGGCAAAAUCUGGAUUAAUUUUGGAGGAAGAUAGUAAAACCAUUGCUAAGAUGUUAACUAAUCAAGUUUAUAAUCUUAAUAAAGAACAAAAUGACAAAAGAGAUGUGCCAAUAGACGAAGAACUAUAUAAGGAUGAUAUAAGUUCAGAUGUUAGUGGAUUGCAGUUUCGACAACCAGAAACUGUUGUUAUGUACCAACCUGCUAAAUAUAUUAAUCAGGAUGAAGAAAUGAAGUAUGAUAACAUAUCAGUCCUUCCUGAAAAUCUACUUAAACCCUCCAGUGAAAUUAAUGUUGCAGAACUUAUUAAUCAAGACCAAUUAUUUAUACAAACAUCGCCAUCUAAAAGUCUACCACUUCGAUCAGUUGAUACAAUAAGUCAGCAAGAUAAUUAUAGAAAAAUAUCAAAUAUAUCUAAUGCAUCUACAGAUUCGGCUUAUACAUCCGAUACCAAUAUGACUUAUAAACAGCUCUCUGAUAUUAAUCAAGUGCCAAAUAUGGUGGAAGCUGUACCAGAAAACUAUGUAUCAAAUGGAAAUGACAAUAUUUAUCAUCAAGAUCCAACUAUGUAUCAAAAUGUUGAUCCUGCAAUAAACCAAGAUGCUUCUACAUAUAUUCAAAAUCCACAAUGGAACUACCAAAUUAAUACAGUUCAGAAUCAAGUGCCUUCAACAGCUGAUGAAGAGUUGCAAAGAAAAAUAUCCACGGUAUCUACUGUUUCCAAUCUUUCUUCAUUAUCGUCAGAUUCUGUUCAAGGACUUGUCCUACAAGAUAUCCAGCUUCAUGCCAUUAUACAUGAAGAAAAUGCAUUACAAAAUAAUCAAAAUGUAUAUGUAAGAAAUCAAGAAGGAAUAAAUGUAAACCAAUGUGAUAAUUUAAACUAUUGUAAUGCACAAUCUCCAUCCAAUGAACCAUAUUUAUCAAAUAUACAAUCCUACCAAGAGAAUCAAGUACAUCCAAAUUAUAAUAAUCAAAUUAUCCUUCCCGAAGAGAUCAUACCGGUAGAGGAAAAGUCUUUAGAACCUACGGUUGAAUCAACAAAUAAUGCUACUGAGCCAGAUGUUAAACAAAACUUGAGGGUUGAUAAUUUAGAAGAAUCAUCUGUGAUAAAAGAAGCGGCAACUAGAAAAAAAAGUAGAACUACUGGUCCGUCAUUAAAUCUUUUGGCUGUGUAUGAUAAUCGCCAAGCAGAAUGUCAAUUAGAAAGUAAUAAACACAAAACUGUAACAUUCAGGUUUAAUAUUGAUGAUGUUGUCCCUUAUGAUGUAGCAAACAAAUUGGUCACUGAAGAUUUAUUAGAAGUAUCGCAUGUAGAUUUAGUGGCCGAAAUGAUGAAAGACUUGGUGAAUAAACUGAAAUUGGACAUGGAACCUGUGUCUAAUAGUAUUGAUCCGUCUUUAUUAAAACAAGAGACUGAAAGAAUUCCAAUUACUGGAGACUCAGAAAGUGGAAUAAAUACAAAUCAGCUCAAUGUUACUGUUACUGAAACUAUAAAAGAAGUUGAGGAAAAAUCAGAGCCUGAGAAGAAAAAACCAGCACGGAAAAUAUCAAGGUUUUUAGUAAGCCCAGUCAUUACGGAACAAACAUUAGAAGAAUAUUAUAAUGAUAAGAACAUACCAAAACAAAAUGAAUUACUUAGUCCAGAAUCACUUGAAAAGAGUAUUCUGACUGAAAUGAUAACAUUAGCAAGUACUAAUAAUCAAAAUGUACCAGUUUGUCCUUCAACUACAAAUGAAGAUAUAUCAAAUCCCGAUACGAAUACUGGUCUAACGACUGACUCUAAACUACAUUCCCAAGUUCCAUCUGAUUCAGCAUGUCAAAAAGGAGGUUCUCUUACUAUAUCCGAACUCCAGCAAAAAUUAAUCCAACUUACAGCUCAGCCAUCAGAAUUAUCAUCUAGUAGUACUCCACCUAUCGGUUCUCAUCCAAGUACACCUCAUGGGCAUACUGGUUAUGAGACAUACAUGAAUACCCUUCAAAAACGUUUGGCUUCCAUUUCAAUGCCUGCUGGCAACAUACUUGGACCGCUUUCACCUCAAAGUACAUUACACGCAAUUAGUUCUGCAACGUCUAAAUUAAAAAUACCUAUUGCUAUUGAAGUUGUUAAGCCUAUGCAAUCAGUAGCCAUUGGCAUUGAUGAAGUACACAUUGGCGAUGAAGUUGGGCCAAUUUUAGUGCAUGCAGUCCAAGCUCAGUCUAUUUUGACGGGUAAUGAAACACUCCACCGUGUGAUAGUACCAGAAGAAAACAAAGAUCAACAAACUAUGGUUGUACAACCAUUACCUGGUCAUGUCAUAAUGGUUCAAUCAAGAUUCAUUCAAAACCAAGAUCCAUCUAUUCAAGAAUUUGAAAGUCAUUCUAAUAGUCAUAAAGAAGAUUCUAAAGAGAGAAAAAUUAGCCGUGCUCAGUCAGUUGAUUUGCAUAGUUUAGAAAAGAAGUUGUCUAGUAUGCAUACCAAUACGUACAAAAAAUAUUCCUCAAAUGCAGUCAAUCUCCAUUCAUUACCCUUAUCAACCGACCAACAUGUGGCACAAUCUGUGGAAACAGAUGUCCCUUGUGAUAAUUACCAAUCAGUUUCACACUCUAACGAUGAAACUAAGGAUCAGAAAGAUUUGGACAUAGCUUAUAAACCUGUUAAUACAAAUGAAAUCUCCCAAGCUACUAAAUUAAAUGCAUCUCCUUUUGAUUUUCAAAAUCUAUUACAAAGGCAAUAUUUCGAAUUAGAGAAUUUACGUAAACGUCAUCUAGAUGAACUAAAAAGUUGCAUGCAAAUGUUAAGAACAGAAAGUCUGCAACCCACUAUAUUAUAUGAAGCUUUAUCACCAAUUUCUAAUUCUAGUAAAAAAGUACCUAGUGAAACUAGUGGAAAUUCCAGAUCAGUCUCACCAACGCCAGAUAAUGGAGUGAUGAAGUUUACGCCAACUGGCUUAUACUUCUUACCAGAGUCUGUUAAGCUUUUAUCACCUUCCUUAGCCGAAUCCCAACACCACGGCUCUAAUCAUUAGUCAACAGCAAAGAAAAAAUAAUAAUCUUUUAAGCGUACUUUUAACAUUUCGUUAUUCCUUAUUUUUUUCACUAUACACAACGUUCAUCUAAAACGCUUAUAAUUAAAUUGUUAUUUUAUUUUGUAUAAGUUCCUUAGAAAAUUGUAUUCAACAAAUAUAUUAUUUAAUUAUUCAAUUUAUAAAUACAUAUACCUACUAAUA
Metopolophium dirhodum (rose-grain aphid) is the source of this 5110-nucleotide messenger RNA. Its product is annotated as serine/threonine-protein kinase Wnk-like. The transcript is spliced from 24 exons. Gene Ontology annotation, biological process: protein phosphorylation; intracellular signal transduction; monoatomic ion homeostasis. The record is from RefSeq and is a predicted model, not a curated record. Gene Ontology annotation, cellular component: cytoplasm. Lineage: Eukaryota; Metazoa; Arthropoda; Insecta; Hemiptera; Aphididae. Gene Ontology annotation, molecular function: chloride channel inhibitor activity; protein serine/threonine kinase activity; ATP binding. Bases 305 to 4909 code for a protein of 1534 amino acids.